AAACUCGGAAACUCAGCGCUCGUUACCAAGAGCGGCCUGCAGCAUGUCUGGAUCUUUACCGUUCUACCAGAAGAACCACCGCCACUAUGACCGUGGCUACCGUAACAAGGAGACGGCGUCUAAAAUGAGCCAGUACCAGUCCAGCAGCAGCAGCAGCAGCAGCAGAUACUUUGCGGGCAGCAGCACCUCCGCCACCAGCAGCAGCAGAGGACUUAGAGUGUCUUCACACUCUGGGCUGGAAGAGAGCCGACUGAGCCCCAUACCCAAGAGAACCAAGCCAACUUACUUGGCUGUGGAUAAAGAGAACCAAAUCAUCGGCUAUGUAAUUCCUAUCUUCAGGGGCAGUCAAGAGUUUGCUACAGGAUUUUCGGAUACAGAGGAAUCAAGGGUGAGGGACAUGGCCCGCAGGGAUUUGUUCAGCAGUGGCCUGGAGAUGGAGAGGUCAGAGCUGAUCUCCAGGAAGGAGGCCAUGCGCGAGUCAGCUGAUCGCAUCUGUCUGAAUAAAAGGAUCCAUGAUCAAGAGGAACACUCCAAGCGUAUGAACGAAGACAGCCUGAUGCAUCCCCCGGAGUUUGUGAUUAAACCUCGCUCCCACACUGUGUGGGAGAAGCAGUGUGUGCGGCUGCACUGCACUGUCACUGGCUGGCCUAACCCACGGGUCGUCUGGUACAAAAACAAUGUGGCCAUUGAAUCGAUUGCAAAUCCUGGCAAGUAUAAACUUGAGAGCAAAUACAGCGUCCAUUCACUGGAUAUUAACAGAUGCGAUUUUGAUGACACAGCUCAGUAUCAUGUCUCUGCCAUGAACUCCAAGGGGGAGCUCUCUGCGUUCGCCUCCGUUGUUGUUAAAAGGUUCAAAGGUGAAGUUGAUGAGUAUAUGCCAGCUCCCAGACAUGGCCCAGUGUCUGAGUAUGGCGUCACCUUCCAGACUCACAUUGUUGAUAAGUUUGGUGUUUCAUUUGGAAGAGAGGGGGAGACCAUGAGUCUGGGCUGCACCGUCGUCAUCUACCCGUCCCUGCACCGCUACCAGCCAGAGGUUCAGUGGUACAAAGAUGGUGUUCUGCUGUCUCCAUCUAAAUGGUACCAAAUGCACUGGAGUGGAGACAGAGCCACACUGACGCUCGCGCACCUCAACAAGGAGGACGAGGGUCUCUACACCCUGCGAGUCACCACCAAGUCGGGAUAUGAAACCUACUCCUCCUAUGUCUUCGUCAGAGAUUCUGAUGCUGAGAUGGAAGGCGCUCCAGGCGCCCCUCUGGACGUUCGCUGUCUCGACGCCAACAAGGACUACAUCAUUGUCACUUGGAAGCAGCCGGCUGUCGAUGGCGGCCACUCCAUCCUGGGCUACUUCGUGGACAGGUGUGAGGUUGGAACCAACCACUGGAUCCAGUGCAAUGACACUCCGGUCAAGUUCGCCCGUUUCCCUGUGACCGGUUUGGUGGAGGGUCGUUCUUAUGUCUUCCGCGUGCGUGCUAUCAACAACAGCGGCAUGAGUCAUCCGUCCAGAGUGUCCGAACCAGUGGCCGCCAUGGACCCGGGUGACCGCGCCCGCUUGAGAGGUACUUCUGCUCCCUGGACCGGACAAAUCAUUGUCACAGAGGAGGAACCUGCAGAGGGCAUUGUUCCUGGCAGACCUCUUGAACUCCAGGUGACGGAGGCGACCAAGAAUUACGUGGUGCUGAGCUGGAAGCCACCUGGAGAGAAAGGCCUGGAGGGAGUCAGGUACUACGUGGAGAAGUGUGUGUCGGGCACAGACACCUGGCAGAGGGUGAACACAGAGAUCCCAGUCAAGUCCCCUCGCUUUGCGUUGUUCGAUCUGGCCGAGGGGAAGUCCUACAGCUUCCGCGUCCGGUGCUGCAACCCUGCCGGGGUCGGUGAACCCUCCGACCCGACUGAGGCCACCACAGUUGGUGACAAGCUUGAUAUCCCAUCAGCCCCCAGCAAAGUCGUCCCCAUUCGAAACACAGACACAUCAGUCGUCGUGUCUUGGGUAGCGUCCAGUGAUGCCAAAGAGUUGGUCGGUUACUACAUCGAGGGGAGCAUCGUGGGCAGCAACGUGUGGGAGCCGUGCAACAACAAGCCUGUAAAUGUAACCAGGUUCAUCUGCCACGGUCUGAUGACGGGAGAGAAGUACGUGUUUAGGGUGAGGGCAGUGAACGCAGCAGGGCUCAGCGGGUUCUCCCCAGAGUCUGAGCCUGUGGAGGUGAAGGCUGCUAUUGCCUCCCCUGCUCCACCCUUUGGCAUCAGCGUCCUGGAGUGUGUGCGCGACUCCAUGGUGCUGGCCUGGAAACAGCCGAGCUUCAUCGGCGGUGCUGACAUCUCCGGCUACUUCGUGGAUUACCGUGAGGUCGUCGAUGGCGUGCCGGGGAAGUGGCACGAGGCCAACAUCAAGGCUGUCAGUGAGAGGGCCUACAGAGUGUCCGACCUGAUGGAGAACAGGAAGUACCAGUUCCAGGUGCGAGCAGCCAACAUGGCAGGUGUUGGCAUCCCGUCACUGCCCAGUGACACCUUCCCGUGUAAGGAGUGGACCAUCGCUGUGCCAGGACCUCCUCAUGACCUGCAGGUGAGAGAGGUGCGCAACGACUCUCUGGUGUUGCUAUGGAAACCACCUGUGUACCAGGGCCGCGAUGCGGUCAACGGGUUCUACAUCGACAUCAAGGAAGAGGACGCCCCAGUGGAGGCGUGGAGAAGCGUCAACAACAAGGCCACGGAGAAGACGUACAUGAAGAUCAAGAACCUGAAGGAGGGAGAGGUGUUCGUGUUCCGUGUUCGUGCUCAGAAUAAAGCCGGUGUUGGAAAAACGUCUGAAGUGACAGAGCCGGUUUCAGCUGUGACCAAACCUGGCACUAAUGAGAUCAGCGUGGCUGUGGACGAUGACGGCAUCAUCUCCCUGAACUUCGAAUGCUGUGACCUGACCCCUGACUCCAAAUUUGUGUGGUCCAAGAAUUACGAGGAGAUCACAGACGCCUCCCGCUUGACUAUGGAGACCAAGGGAAACAAAUCUAAAGCUGUCUUCAACACACCUGCAGAGGAGGACAUCGGGAUUUACUCCUGUAUCGUCACCCACACUGAUGGAGCUUCAUCCAGCUACGAUCUCUCUGAGCAAGAGUUGAAGAGGCUGCUGGAGGUCAGUCACGACCACAAAUUCCCCAUUAUUCCCCUGAAGUCAGAGUUGGCUGUGGAGCUGUUGGAGAAAGGCAGAGUUCGCUUCUGGCUGCAGGCCGAGAAGAUUUCCGCUGAUGGCAAAGUCGAUUACGUGUUCAAUGAAAACCUCAUCUCUCAGGGGGAGAAAUACAAGAUGAACUUUGACAAGAGCACCGGCGUGAUCGAGAUGAUCAUGGAGUCUCUGACCCCGGCGGACGAGGGCACCUUCACCUUCCGGCUGAAAGACGGGAAAGCAACCAACCAGUCCAGCUUGGUUCUGAUAGGAGACGUGUUCAAGGGGCUGCAGAAGGAAUCAGAGUUCCAGAUGAAAGAGUGGGUCAGAAAGCAAGGUCCUCACUUUAUCGAGUAUCUGAGUUAUGAGGUGACGCCCGAGUGCUGUGUUCUGCUGAAGUGCAAGGUCGGCAACGUGAAGAAGGAGACCUCGGCGCUGUGGUACAAAGACGGACGAGAGAUCAAGGCAGACGAGCAUCUGGGCUUCACAGAGGGAGUGCUGAAACUGGAAAUAGCUCAGUGUGACUGCCCGGCAGACACAGCCGACAGCGACGUAAUCUGGAGAAAGAUAAAAAUUUCCAAGAAGGAUUCCGGUGUGUACGAGGUCGUUCUGAAGGACGACAGAGGAAAAGACACGUCCAAGUUGAAUUUGACGGAUCAAGGUUUCAAGGACUUGAUGAAUGAAGUUUUCAGUUUUAUUGCCAAUUCCUCCACUCCGCUGAAGAUCACAAGCACAGAUGAGGGCAUCCGACUCUACACCUUCGUCAACUUCUAUAACGAUUUACUCCAAGUGACAUGGCACUACAAAGAUUCAGCCAUCUCCUUCUCUGACCGUAUAAAGAGCGGCGUGGUGGGGGAGCAGCUGUGGCUGCAGAUCACUGAGCCCACAGAGAAAGACACGGGCAAAUACGCCAUCGAGUUCCACGACGGAAAGGGAGGCCUGAGGAGGACCGUGGAGUUGGCUGGUCAAGCAUUUGAUGACGCUUUUGCAGAAUUCCAGAGACUCAAAUCCGCUGCCAUUGCAGAGAAAGGUCGUGCUCGAGUAGCAGGAGGUUUGCCUGAUGUGGUCACCAUCCAGGAGGGCAAGGCCCUGAAUCUCACCUGCAACAUUUCGGGCGACCCCGUGCCAAAGGUCACCUGGCUGAAGAACGACAGGGAGAUCACGUCCGACGACCACUGCAUCCUGAAGUUCGAGUCCGGCAAGUUCGCCAGCUUCACCAUCACGGCCGUGAACACGUCGGACACCGGCAAAUACAGCAUCCUGGUGAAGAACAAGUACGGCACAGAGAGCGGGGACUUCACCGUAAGUGUCUUCAUCCCUGAAGAGGCGGCCGGCAAGAAAAAAUAGAAGCGGUCCAAAUCUUGUCGUAAAUAUGUAUAAAAGAAAGAAGAAAAAAAAACACUGGAAAAAAAUAUUUAAGGAGAAAUAAAGGUGUGAGGUGUUUGUGUAGAAUUUAAAAAUUAACUCUAGAGGUGCUAAAACACAAAAUGUGAAACAGUUUGGAGAGAAUUUGAUAAGAUUUGAUCAAAUGAAUCUGACUGAACAUGAAGAGGUAUUUGUGACCCAUUCAAAAAUGUCACUGGUGCAAUUUUAGUUUGUGUAAAGUUGUGUUUGUGCAGAGAGGCACGUGUUGGCUUCUGUUUGCUGUAGAAUAGGAAACGACACAUUAGUUGAAGAUGAUGUCGUGUUGGUCGGACGCAACGUGGAGAAAACAAAUCCUGAAGUCAGUGUCGAAUGAAUUUUAAACCCAUGUUUUAUCCUGUUUGCCUCAAAUUAUGUCAACUUACUUGCUGAAGCACAUGAAAACUUAAAUAAGCAGAGCUACUACUUUUUGUUCACGUCCUUGAUAUCAGUCUGUCAAGGACAAAACUGUUUUUGUGUAAUCCUGAUGAUGAACAGACAAAGGGACAGGGGUGAAAACAUAACCUCCUUGGCGAAGGUAAAAAAAGAAGAAGACAGUGUUUACAGACAACUUUAAAAUCUCAAAAUCACAAAUGGCUUUUCUUUGAUCCCUCUCCCCUCUAAUGGGAUUCACUGUCACAAAGAACAAUCCACAAUGUACCUUUCUAUCGGCUCGAGCUUGUUGGCUAAUCAAGCUGAGAUCAUCUCUACGAGUUCCUCACACUUCUUGUGUUUUUGGUUUUUGGAGAACAACCUUUAAAAUGAAGCAAUGUAAUGUCUGCCGUGACUCCACAGUCACUGCUGGAGAAAAGUUUGUCUCCUAACAAACUUGUUGCAAAUGGACUAAAACGUGGUUCUUUAAUGAAACGUGUCAUUUCACCAGCCCUGUUUUCUGUUUGUUCCAUUUGAUUCACAGUCACUUUGAAUGUUGUGAUCAUGACGACACUUCCCUUGUUUCAUGUCUGUAACGAACACGUCAGCCCACCUACUACUCAUCAUCAUUAUUAUUAUUAUUCACCACUGUGAUGACUUCCCCUUCACUGUGCACCAUGUCUCCUUUACUCAUAAUGAUGAUGAUGAUGUGAUGAAGAUCACCAUGGUGAUUAUUUCCUGUUCUCCCUGUUUCUUGAUGAGACUAAUAAAAAAUGAGCAUGUUCUCCCCCACUUCCUC
Molecule: messenger RNA, 5726 nt
Organism: Hippoglossus stenolepis (Pacific halibut)
Lineage: Eukaryota; Metazoa; Chordata; Actinopteri; Pleuronectiformes; Pleuronectidae
Gene: myom1b
Product: myomesin 1b
Exons: 37
Coding region: 44-4501 (1485 amino acids)
Molecular function (GO): protein binding
Source: RefSeq, a predicted model, not a curated record